Messenger RNA from Vitis vinifera (wine grape), 970 nucleotides. Its product is annotated as disease resistance protein RFL1. The transcript has a single exon. The coding region runs from base 85 to 957 and encodes 290 amino acids. Gene Ontology annotation, biological process: defense response to other organism. Gene Ontology annotation, molecular function: ADP binding. The record is from RefSeq and is a predicted model, not a curated record. NCBI's taxonomy places the organism in Eukaryota, Viridiplantae, Streptophyta, Magnoliopsida, Vitales, Vitaceae.
UGCAUAUCUAGUUACAGAUUGGGGAAGAAACUAGCCAAGAAGGUUGAAGACUUAAACAAUCUAAGAAGCACAAGGCUUUUUGACAUGGUAGCAGACAGAUUACCUCCAGCUUCAGUGGAUGAAAGACCCAGUGAGCCAACCGUGGGCAUGAUGUCCAUCUUCAAUAAGGUUUGGAGUUGCCUUGGAGAAGAGCAAGUGGGAAUCAUUGGUUUAUAUGGGUUGGGUGGCGUUGGGAAGACAACCCUUUUGACCCAAAUCAACAAUGAGUUCCUCAAAACAACUCAUGAUUUUGCUGUUGUGAUCUGGGCUGUGGUGUCACGAGAUCCAGACUUUCCCAAUGUUCAAGAUGAAAUUGGGAAAAAGGUUGGGUUUUGUGAUGGUAUAUGGAGAAAUAAAAGCAAGGAUGAAAAAGCCAUAGACGUCUUUAGAGCCUUGCGCAAAAAGAGGUUUGUGUUGUUGUUAGAUGACAUAUGGGAGCCGGUAAAUCUAUCAGUCUUGGGAGUUCCAGUUCCAAAUGAAGAAAAUAAGUCCAAGCUAGUAUUCACAACCCGAUCCGAGGAUGUAUGCCGACAAAUGGAAGCUGAAAAGAAUAUCAAAGUGGAGUGCUUGGCAUGGCAGGAAUCCUGGGAUUUGUUUCAGAAGAAGGUUGGACAAGACACUCUUGACUCCCAUGCAGAAAUCCCCAUGCUAGCUGAAAUAGUUGCCAAAGAAUGUUGCGGAUUGCCACUGGCACUGGUUAUCAUAGGCCGGGCCAUGGCUUGCAAGAAGACAACCGAGGAAUGGAAUUAUGCAAUUAAAGUGUUACAAGGAGCGGCUUCAAUUUUUCCAGGUAUGGGGGACAGGGUGUUUCCUAUUCUAAAAUUCAGUUUCGAUAGUUUACCAAGCGAUGCAAUUAAAUCUUGCUUCUUAUAUUGUUCCUUAUUCCCUGAAGACUUCAACAUUCAAAAGAAAAUUUGAUAGCUUAUUGGAU